AUGACAGAUAAAGUUAAUUUUUUACCUCCAGAACCCAUCAAAUUGAUCGAUGAAGAUACGGAGUCCGAUGAGUUAACAAGACCGUUCAUAUCAAAUGAGAGUAAUAACUUUGAUACUAUCUCGAACAUAUCGAUGUCAAAUAUAGGUAUAAAGAAGAUCAUUAUUAGUGAUUGUACAAUAGUAACAGGUGAUAAUGGCACUAAGUUUGCAGUAUGGAAAAUGACAUUAAUAUUAAAAUCCGAUCCUACGUCAACGAUGAAUGGUGGACCACCAUUGAUUCAGUUGUAUAAAAGAUAUUCUGAUUUCGAAAGGUUUAGAAGUAAACUUCUAAUUAAAAUAAGAGAAGUACGGCCAGAUUUAAGAAACUUGGUACCUGAGUUACCACCUGUUAUUCCAUGGUACAAGAGUUGGGAUUAUGAUCAUUUAAACUUUGACAAAAAAUGGUUAGCUAAGAGGCGUAUUGGGCUAGAGCGGUUUAUGAGUCAAGUCGUCUCUAAUAGCCAAAUUACUGAGUUAGCAAGUGAUGAACUGAAGAAAUUUUUAGAAACGUAA
Messenger RNA from Naumovozyma dairenensis CBS 421, 552 nucleotides. It is a transcript of the gene YPT35, whose product is annotated as Ypt35p. The transcript has a single exon. Bases 1 to 552 code for a protein of 183 amino acids. The record is from RefSeq and is a predicted model, not a curated record. Gene Ontology annotation, molecular function: phosphatidylinositol-3-phosphate binding. NCBI's taxonomy places the organism in Eukaryota, Fungi, Ascomycota, Saccharomycetes, Saccharomycetales, Saccharomycetaceae.